Schistocerca americana (American grasshopper) is the source of this 4172-nucleotide messenger RNA. It is a transcript of the gene Snrk, whose product is annotated as SNF-related serine/threonine-protein kinase. Bases 368 to 3580 code for a protein of 1070 amino acids. Gene Ontology annotation, cellular component: cytoplasm. The record is from RefSeq and is a predicted model, not a curated record. Gene Ontology annotation, biological process: microtubule cytoskeleton organization; protein phosphorylation; intracellular signal transduction. Gene Ontology annotation, molecular function: protein serine/threonine kinase activity; ATP binding; tau-protein kinase activity. The transcript has 8 exons. Lineage: Eukaryota; Metazoa; Arthropoda; Insecta; Orthoptera; Acrididae.
ACUCGGUGCUUCAUUUAGCAUCGUAAGUUACUUGUAGCUGACAAGAAGUGUCAUAAGUUGUGUACGUGCGGUGAAUUUGUUGUUUCUAUGUGUAUGUGCAUAUGUGUGUGAACAACAAAUUUUUAGUGCGAUUUUAACGAAAUACAUGGUCAGAAAUUUGUGACGGCAAAUCCUCGACUUUUAUGGAAUGCUUUGAUCAGUGAAAUGGAUUUCAUGUGCGUGGGAGAGUAUACAAGCAACUUGUUUAUGAGCACCGCACUGUUUUAGGUGUAACAGAAUGCUUCUGAACAUCGAGCAACGGAGGAUAUUAAACUGAACGCUACGUUAAAUAAAAGGUCGCAGCAAACAGGAACUCAUCAGUUGUACAAUGCACCGUGGUCCCAGUCGGAGCUGCAGCUAUGAUGGAAAAAUUGCAGGGUUAUAUGAUUUGGAGGAGACAUUGGGCAGAGGACAUUUUGCUGUGGUGAAAUUGGCAAGACAUGUAUUCACAGGAGAGAAAGUUGCUGUCAAAGUUAUAGACAAAAGCAAACUAGAUGAUGUGUCAAGAGCUCACCUGUUCCAAGAGGUGCGAUGUAUGAAACUUGUCCAGCAUCCAAAUGUUGUGCGCCUUUAUGAAGUUAUUGAUACACAGACAAAGUUGUACCUAAUAUUGGAACUGGGAGAUGGAGGUGAUCUCUAUGAUUAUAUUAUGAAACAUGACGGUGGUCUGGGUGAAGAAGUGGCUCGUGAAUAUUUCCGUCAGAUUGUGCGUGCUAUUUCGUACUGUCACAGGUUACAUGUUGUGCAUAGGGACUUAAAACCAGAAAAUGUUGUAUUCUUUGAGAGACUUGGGAUGGUGAAACUUACAGACUUUGGUUUUAGUAAUCGUUUCAAUCCAGGGCAGAAGUUGGAAACUUCAUGUGGAUCUUUAGCAUAUUCUGCACCAGAGAUAUUACUGGGUGAUUCGUAUGAUGCCCCAGCAGUUGAUGUCUGGUCACUGGGAGUAAUUCUGUACAUGCUAGUAUGUGGGCAAGCCCCAUUCCAAGAAGCAAAUGACAGUGAAACCCUCACAAUGAUAAUGGAUUGCAAAUAUACAAUCCCAGUCCAUGUGUCAGAAGGUUGUAAAAGGCUAAUAGCUCGGAUGCUGAUUCGGGAACCAGAAAAGCGAGCCACUCUGGAAGAAAUAGCAAUGGACCCAUGGCUGAGAGAAGAUGCCAACACUGAGCCAGCAGACUUCCUCCCAUUAGUAUCUCGAGAACACGUGUCUGAAGAUGACCAUGCUCUUAUCAUACAGAAGAUGGUCAAUGGCAAUAUUGCUACUAAAGAAGACAUUUUAGAGGCACUUGAUAAGAAUGAAUACAAUCACAUCACAGCAACCUAUUUCUUGCUAGCUGAGAGGAAACUGCGUGCACACAGACAAGAACAAGCUCAGCAGCGUCUUCGUCAGGGGCAACAGUUGCAAGAAUUGUCUCCCAUAACGUCUGGCAGCAAGCCUUACGUGAAGAUGGACAAGAUCACAGGAAUGAGCAACACAGAUGUGUCAUGCCAACAAGUGAACCAGUCUUUACUGAGUGCAGCGCGCACACCCGGGGACCAGAAUUACCGAUCCCGGAAGUGUAGUAUUGUCCAGGAAGAGGAGGACGAAGACGACAUGACAUCGUGUUCUGGCCGUGAAGAGUUGGCUCCACCUCACGGUUCCUUGAAUAGACGUGGUUCUCGCUCAGAGGGAAAAUUAAACUUGGCGCUGCAAGAGCGUCUGGCAGAGUCGGAGCGUCGAAAAGAUGGCUCCUCUGCAGGGAAUACUGCAACACACAAGAUGUCAGUUCCAUCCAGCGGUGCCUCAAAUUCUGGAGGGGGAAUACUCCACGUUGGCAUUCGUGAUGAUACAUCACAGCGACCAGUUACAGUGUGGGCUUCACCGGCAAAGAAAGUUCUUCCUACAACAACUGAAAGUUCAAGACUGCGAUCGUCAGCAGAGUUGUCUACAAAACUAACAGCUACGUAUGCCACAAGUAGCACAAAAUGGCAAACGGGAAUGAAACAGACAGUUCCAUUAGUGAAAGUGCCACUGAAAAAACCAACUUCAUUAACCUCAAGAGACUCCAUUUCAUCCCAAACCCCCUGUCCAUCCACAACUACAUCUUUUAUAACAGAAUCUUCCACGAUAUCCAUACCUAUACAUACAUCCUCUCCAGCUAUGGAGCAACCUUUACUUCCAAAAUAUAAGACAAUGCCAUCACCUACUCGUCCAUUACAUACUGUUCUGGGUUCACCUCCACUGAAUGAAAUAUUUGAGGAAGGUGAAAGUGUCAUCGGAGAUACGACACGCUCUAGUCAGACCUCUCGCAGCUACGUCAGUCGUCAGAACUACGAGCAGCGCCGAAGUAGGUUCCACAAGACACGGACAGCAUCAUGUAGUUCUUCGGAUGCCAGUGAUGACGAUAGUGAGAGUCGCAAGAAACGUGCUCAUAAGAUUACUGGUGACGCAAAGCCAUUCCAGCAACAGAGGAGAGAUUCACACGAUGACUCUAGUGAUUCCCAAGAUCCCGGUGGAAGUGGAGGUGCUGGUGGAGGUGGCAGCCGAUCCCGCGAAUCUGCUUCUGAGUGCAAUAGUGGUACGGCCCCAGAAUCGCAUGCUGAUUCUGAAAGGACUUCUGCCAUAACUAGCAAUGGUAAUAAAGGAAGUGGAGGGGGCCGGAGACAGUGUCGUAGGCGGCCUGGAGAAACUAGGUUGAGAGAGAGUCAGUCUCUUAAUCGUAUCACAGAAGUGCAGGAGGCAGAAUUAUCACUUUCACUGCCACCGCAUCAGCAGGCAGAGUAUGUGGCUCCUCUGCCUCCCAGCAGAGUGAGAGGUUUUGGGGCUCGUCUGUUCCAGGGCUGGCCCCUCUCACCAUCCUGUGCAACUCCAUCCAGAAAAUCGUCUCAGCAGCAAGCAUCCCUUGUGAUUUCAGAUAGAAGUCCUCUGAAGUCAGGGAACUUCAAAAGUGAGAAGAGUACAGAAACUAAUGAACAGUCAGUUGAUAAUUUUUCUGUGUCACAUAGGAUAAUGGGUGGUUUUCUCGACACCUCGUGUAAGGAAUUGGACAGUAUCCCUUUAGCCAAAUGUCAUGGGGAGGGCAAAGAGAACUGUUGCAAAUCUGCAACUUCAAAGAAUGCAGUAGGAGAGAAGCAGAAAACUAACACUGGGAAGAAAGGAAGACUAUUGAGUCGCUACUUUCAGGUUCACAAAAAGCUCUGCCUUCCACUUCCGGGACUGUUUGGUCGAGGCAGACUGUACAAAGCCCAGUCGUGUGGCUCAAUUGUUCGUGACCGAGUGACAUCCUCUGCACCGGCUUCACUUCUGGUGUGUGGCGAGGAGAGGUGGUGUACUGCUGCAGGCAAAGUACCUACUGGCGAAAGCACCCGCAGAUGCAGUGGGACAGCAGCAGGUAAUGAAAAUAAUAAGACUGCUAUUGUUGUGGGAGUGGGUGAUAUUAAUCAAAAUUUAAAAAAUUCAGAAACACACUCAGAAAGUCUGGUGCCACUUGGUGCAACUUGUCCAGGUAUAGGAAUGUGUCAAGUCCACUUAGGUAAUACAUCACAAUGCUGCAGUCUUUGUUAAAGUCCAUAGAUGAGAACGGCUUUGCUUGUCAUGAUAAGCUCAGGCAACAGUCAUUCCCUGUGCUAGCACUGUCCAGAUUAAUGUUUAUGUAGUUAAAGUCUGUCAUACAUGACUGAUGAGUGCGGUUAUAGAAUUAUGUAUUCUGUGUCGGUUGUGACUGACUGAUCUAGUCAGUCAUUUUUCAGUAAUAGUCCUUUGUAAGUAUUGUGUUUCAUGUAAGUGGUCUUAACAUUUAGGUCCAACAAAUUUGUGUAGUUAAACAUCUGUUACGUAAUCUUAUUUCCUUCUACUUUAAUACAUAAUUUGCUAUACAUUUGUAUUUUGCAUUUUGUUACAGUCCAUCAAAUCACAAAUAUGAAAGUAUAAUGUGUAUAUGUACAGUAACUUUUUUUAAGUUAUGCCAGUCAGUUUUACUGCUGAGUAUGACUUCAGAGAUCAGAAACUUUGUGAUCGUCCUUGUAAUGAAGCUGUUUAUAUAUGGAUCUGUGUAGCAUGCUGUGUAAUGUAGCAAUUUUAAUUUUAUUUUAUGUCCCAUGUUAUAUACUCAGAAUCUUUUUUCCUUUCUUCUUUUUAUUUUUUAUUUUAUUUUAAA